GUCCGCGGAACACCUCUCAUUCGCAAAGUUGCGCGCUUCCCAACAGCAACUCAUCGUACGCAAACCAUGUCCACUUCUCCCUCGAAGAAGGCCAAGACGGAAACCACGUUCGUGGACGUCCCGUCCAACAGCGACUUCCCCAUCCAAAACUUGCCCUACGGUAUCUUCUCCACGCGCGAAGACCCUGAAAACAAGCGUGUUGGUGUGGCCAUCGGCAACCUUGUCUUGGACUUGAGCGUCCUCGCCGCCGAAGGACAUUUCACGUUCGAUGCGUCGUUCUUUUCCGAACCCACGUUGAAUUCGUUCAUGGCAGCCGGCAAGACCACUUGGGACGCUGCCCGCGCCACUAUCAAGCGACUCCUUUCGGCCGAAGAACCUACGUUGCGUGACGACGUCGACCUCCAAAACCGCGCGUUGAUCAACCAGUCGGAUGUGCUCUUGCACUUGCCUGCCCGCAUCGGUGACUACACCGACUUUUAUUCGUCGCGCGAACAUGCCACCAACGUGGGCAUCAUGUUCCGUGGCAAGGAUAACGCGUUGCAACCCAACUGGCUGCAUUUGCCUGUGGGUUACCACGGCCGCGCCUCCACGGUGGUUGUGAGCGGCACGGACAUUCGCCGCCCUCGCGGUCAAUUGCAAGCCGACAACAAGGACCCUUCCAAGGGUUCCGUGUUUGGACCUAGCCGUUUGUUGGACAUUGAAUUGGAAAUUGGAUUUUUCACUGGUCCGGCCAACAACCUCGGCGAUCCCAUUGACAUCAACGACGCGGAAAAGCACAUUUUCGGUGUCGUGCUGAUGAACGACUGGAGUGCUCGCGACAUUCAAAAGUGGGAAUACGUGCCGUUGGGCCCGUUUGGCGCCAAGAACUUUGGCACGACCAUCUCGCCGUGGGUUGUGACGCUGGCGGCGUUGGAACCUUUCCGCACCGAACCGAGCUUUGGGCCUGUGCAGGACCCCGCGCCGUUGCCGUACUUGCUGGACGCCAACUAUGGCAAGGGCACGUACGACAUUGCAUUGGAAGUGGACCUCAAGCCCGAAAACGGCGACUACGCCGUGAUCAGCAAGAGCAACUACCGAUACAUGUACUGGAACAUGAAGCAGCAGCUGGUACACCAUACGAUCACGGGGUGCUCGAUGAACCCCGGCGACUUGCUUGGCAGUGGCACCAUCUCGGGCAAGACCGAAGACAGCUUUGGGUCAAUGCUCGAGUUGAGCUGGCAAGGCACCAAGGAGAUUGCGAUCGCCAACGGCGAAACGCGCAAGUUCCUCAAGGACGGCGACACGAUCAAUAUCCGCGGGUUCGCGCAAGGCAACGGCUACCGCAUCGGGUUUGGCGACUGCCUCGGCAAGAUCAUCCCUGCCCACCUCUAAAGAGAAGAUCAUUUUCUGUUUAUAAUUUCAUACAACCACCCCCUUUCUGUCGA
This is a messenger RNA of Aphanomyces astaci, 1424 nucleotides long. RefSeq names its product fumarylacetoacetase. Gene Ontology annotation, molecular function: fumarylacetoacetase activity. The record is from RefSeq and is a predicted model, not a curated record. NCBI's taxonomy places the organism in Eukaryota, Oomycota, Saprolegniomycetes, Saprolegniales, Verrucalvaceae. Bases 67 to 1371 code for a protein of 434 amino acids. The transcript is spliced from 5 exons. Gene Ontology annotation, biological process: L-tyrosine catabolic process; homogentisate catabolic process; L-phenylalanine catabolic process.